AUGAAGAGUUGGAACAACAUAGAAGAUGCUUACCUUCUUCAGGGAGCAAUAGUGGGUUACACUCCUAGAGGAAUGGAACUUGCUCAAGAAGCAUUGGUAUUCAUGUUAAAUCCUAUGGUUUUCUUUGGUUCGAAUGUGCAGGUCAAUAUGACUAAAAGAAACUUUCUCUUGAACGCUAAAUUCGGAAGUGAUCUCUUCCUUGCAGCCGCGGGUGAGAAGACGGGUGGAUACACAAACGCAAACUAUAUAUGGGACCUAAUGCAGGCUCGUAAUGUAGUUCCCUCUCUUGCUGCAGUGGAAGCUUAUUACAAUAGCCUAAAAGAACGAGAGACACCCGAAGAUGAUCCGAGAUUGCAAAUCAUUACUCGAACAUUAAACAACUUGCGAUCUAGAUUUGCUAUCGGACUUGGGGGACGGUAA
This is a messenger RNA of Hibiscus syriacus, 420 nucleotides long. RefSeq names its product pentatricopeptide repeat-containing protein At4g35850, mitochondrial-like. Gene Ontology annotation, cellular component: mitochondrion. The transcript is spliced from 5 exons. The record is from RefSeq and is a predicted model, not a curated record. NCBI's taxonomy places the organism in Eukaryota, Viridiplantae, Streptophyta, Magnoliopsida, Malvales, Malvaceae. The coding region runs from base 1 to 420 and encodes 139 amino acids.